UUUAUUUCUCACCGCAUCUCCUCUGCCACCUGCCACAGCUGCGACGCAGCGAUGGAGAGCUGCUGCAAAUUAUUGUAAUCUCAUAGAAGACCACCACCGAGGGAGAAAGGCAAAGACACAGAGGAAAAGAUAGGUAGGAAAGAAAGAGAGAGAGAGACAGACAGACAGAGAGAAAGAACGAGGGAGAAAGAGAGAGAGAGUGACAAGCGAAAACAGAAACAUAUGGUGUGUGUGGUGAGCGGCUGUUUCUGAGGACUGCUGAACCUGCUGAAACUUAUUCAACCAACCGAGAUCAACUACAAGGCUCAUUUCACUCGUUCUUUUCAUUUUUUCCGACACUUCUCUGCCUUAUUUUCGCGUGCUCACACCUGUGUGGGGCUGUGCUUACACAUCUGUUUGAUUAGUUUGUGCAGGGUGGAUUGCGGUUGUUGUACCUCCCUGAACGCGCGCGCGCACACACGCACACAGAUCAUCACAAGACGCGGUGCAGCCCACAAAAGCUUCUUGCAAGGAGGAAAUUGAAUUAGACGUUAGAAGUUAUUCCUACUGAAGAGGAGCACAAGAGGGGCUGGCUCUCGGCUUUCCUUUGCUUUCCCGGCUCACCGUGUCUACUCCGGGCCCACCAGGAGUUUCCUAAACCCUCCCCUCUCUCCUCCUACCUUCUCCCGAUAACGAGCUAUGUCUGGACAGACUGUGACCGUCCCGGACGACCAGGCGUUCGCCAGCUUCAAGGCCGAGUGCCUGAGCGAGGACAGCUGGAGUCUGACCCACACCAAGGCAGGCAUCACGGUGUGGACCCAAGGUCUGGAGGAAGGGAAGUCCGUCCACAAAAUUAAGUGUCGGAUGGUGUGUAAGGACGUGUCAGCUGAGAUCAUGUACGACGUUCUCCAUGACAUUGAAUACAGGAGGAAAUGGGACACAAAUGUCAUCGAGACUUUCGAUAUCGGGAGACUCACGGUCAACGCGGAUGUUGGCUAUUACUCAUGGAAGUGUCCAAAGCCUCUUCGGAACCGCGAUGUCAUCACGCUUCGCUCCUGGCUGCCAAUGGGGAAAGAUUACAUCAUCAUGAACUACUCUGUCAAACAUGCCAAAUACCCUCCUAAAAAGGACAUGGUGCGAGCCGUGUCCAUUCAGACUGGCUACAUGAUCCAAAGCCAGGGACCCAACCACUGCACCCUCACAUACAUGGCCCAGGUUGACCCACGAGGUUCAUUACCCAAGUGGGUUGUCAACAAGUCUUCCCACUUCCUUGCUCCUCGUGCAAUGAAGAAGAUCAACAAAGCCUGUUUGAAGUAUUCAGAGUGGAAGCAGAGACACAACCCUGGCUUCAAGCCCUGGAUCUACCCCGAACAGACUACAUUACCCAGCAUCCCACUCUCUGAGCUCAGCAUUCAGCAUGCAGACAGCCUGGAGAAUAUUGAUGAGAGCUCUCUGGCUGAGGCCCAGGAGAGAGAAGACAGCGACUAAGAAACACAUGCACACAAACACACCCAUGUAUUCAUACACACGCACACACACAAACAGAAAUGCAGAGAUAUAUGUAUGCUUGAUACACAUCUACAACCACACAUGUCAAUGUGAUUCUGUGUGUGUGUGUGUGUGUGUGUGUGUGUGUGUGGACACAUGGACAUACAUUCUUGAUUCCAUACUGCAUUGGCAUAUGCAGGCAUGCUAACAGUCACAUGUAUGUAAGCAUUCAUGCACACAGACCAACUCAUACUUCACCAACUUGAUUCCACACUUACAUACAUAAUGUAUGACCAAAUACAUAUACAAACAUGCAUCAUAGAUGUACCUACUCACGAGGGGCUGCAAGACUACUUAUUUUUACAAGUCAGUAAACUAAUAUUUAAUAUAGUCAAAUGUGAUUUUUCAUGCUUGUUCAAGGAAUAUCAAAGUUUUCUAAUCAUGGCCUAUGCAGAUUAUCAUAGCAAAAUAUAUUUUCAUUAAGAUUCACUGUUUAAACAUCUUGUUGUCAUUCAAAAUAUGAACAAUGGAUUUGAAAAUGCUUUCCUGCUGGGAAAACACUGGUGAAACCCCUGGUGGUCAUGUAUACAGUAGGAACAUACCUGUGUAGACAAAUGGACACACACCAUUCUUUCACACUACAUUUAUGCACCCAGACAUGUAUACACAUUAGAUUUGUAUCUUUUUGCCUGUGUUGUCUCUCUGUCACUCAUUAUGUGUUUCCCUCACAUUUUGUAAGCACAUAAUAAAUAUGCAGGUGUGCAGAAGGCAGCUGGAAAUCCAAACCCAACCUGCAACCCUCUCUCUCACUCUCUCUCACACUCACACACAGACACACACACACACACACACACACACACACACAUAUAGACACACAUACAGAUUUUACACUCACGUACUGUCUGCUCCUCUAUUUGAGAGAUGUUUGAAUGUAUGUAGAAUUUAAAAAUUAAAUGCAUAUUCCUACAAAGGUUUUCAAAUUUCA
This is a messenger RNA of Seriola aureovittata, 2452 nucleotides long. It is a transcript of the gene stard10, whose product is annotated as StAR-related lipid transfer (START) domain containing 10. Bases 679 to 1467 code for a protein of 262 amino acids. The record is from RefSeq and is a predicted model, not a curated record. The transcript is spliced from 6 exons. Lineage: Eukaryota; Metazoa; Chordata; Actinopteri; Carangiformes; Carangidae. Gene Ontology annotation, molecular function: lipid binding.